AUGUGUGAAGUGAUCAGAUAUGUUCAUAUUGAAGGGGACCAUGUUGAAGUAAAGGAAUCAUUCUUGGGCUUCUUUCCUGUUGCUGAAAAGACUGCUGCUGAGCUCACAGAAAAUAUCCUGUACCAGCUGCAGGAAGAUGGACUAGAUAUAAGCCUUUGCCGUGGUCAAGGAUAUGAUAAUGCUGCAACUAUGGCAGGGAUUCAUGGAGGUGUUCAGGCAAAAAUAAAAGAGAUUAAUCCCAAAGCUUUGUUUAUGCCAUGUGCAAACCAUUCUCUGAACCUCUGUGGGGAUCACUCAUUUGGAAGUGUUGCUUCCUGUGUGACCUUUUUUGGAACAUUGGAGAGUGUAUUCCUUUUUUUCAGUUUCUACACCUCGUUGGGAAUUUCUGAUGGAGAAUUUAGGUGUGACAGUGAAAAGACUUUCCAAAACAAGAUGGAGCGCUCAUUAUGAUGCUGUGAAGCCAGUGAGGGCAAAUUUUGAAAAACUGUCUUCAGCCCUUGAAAAACUGUAAUCCCAAAGAAAAUGUGGACACAAGAGGAUCGGCUCAGAUGAUGCUGUCUGCUGUAUGUGAUUUUGUUUUUUGUGUUACCUUUCUUUCUGGUGUGAAGUUCUAGAAGAAGUUAAUAUCACACAGAAGUAUUUCCAAACAGUGGGACUCACUCUUGAAAAGUGCAUUGUGAAACUACAAGGUCUGAAAGUGUUUCUUGCAGAUCAGCGCAUUGAAAUUGUGGAAAAGGCCAUUUGUCAUGCAACUACUAUGUGUAAGGAAAUGGACAUUUCUAUGGAAAGAAGAGGGAGAGUAAAGCUCCGGAAAACAAUGCCUAGAGAGAAGGCAAAGGAUGCUGGUCUCACAUUGCCAGAGGAAAUGAAAAGGGCUAUGUUUGAGUGCCUUGACCGUUUUCAUCAUGAGUUGGAAAUUAGUUCGCAGGCAAUUGAAAAAAUACUUUCAAUGUUUGCUAUUAUUCAGCCAAAUGCUCUGGUUGUGGCAACAGAGAAAGAUAUUCGUAAUUAUACUCCAAAAUCGACUGAGAUUUUUGAUGAAUUCUCUAAUGAAGAUAUCUCUAGGGAAAGUGAACGUCUUUUGGAAGCUGCCAAGAUCAGUGUUGAAGAAGCAAAGAAAUGGACGGCAUUGCAGUUCCUGGAAUUCAUUGUUAAAUGGGAUUAUUGUGAAUCUCUACCAAAUGUGUCACUGUGUUUAAGAUUAUUUUUGACUCUCUGUGUGUCUAUUUCUUCAUGUGAAAGAAGUUUUCCCAAAUUAAUUUUUUUAUUUUUUUUAUUUCGCUCAACCAUGAGUGAGACAAGGUUGACAAAUCUGGCAAUACUUUCAAUUGAGCAUGAAUAUGCAAGGAAGAAUGGCUUUGAUGAAGUAAUCGAUAAAUUUGCAGAAAUGAAGGCUCGAAGGCAGAGGAUGUGA
This is a messenger RNA of Pelobates cultripes (western spadefoot toad), 1414 nucleotides long. The record is from the annotation of a GenBank genome assembly. Lineage: Eukaryota; Metazoa; Chordata; Amphibia; Anura; Pelobatidae.